AUGAGACCAACACAGAAAAAGGGACAUGGGCGCUUCGACCAGGUGUAUGCAAUUCUGGUAGAAAAUACCUUCGAUGAGGAGUUUCAUGCUGAACUGCAGAAACUCUGGUACCAGGCGCACUAUACCGAAUUUGAAGUCGUGAGAGGCAGAAAGUUGGGUGCAGUUGACAAGUACCGUAUCCGACGGAAGUAUCCCCUGCCGAAGACUAUUUGGGAUGGCGAGAAGACAGUCUACUGCUUUAAGGAACGCGCCAGGAGGACUCUAUAUGCCUCCUUUUCGAGAAAUCGAUACCCAAAUCCAGAGGAAAAACAGGCGCUUGCAACGGAAACUGACCUCACAAUGACCCAGGUAAGACAUCAGCCCAGAGGGCGCGAGUCGAACCGAGCAACCGGUGGUCCAUUGUGUUCUAACUUGUUGCUUUCCAUUUGCCCGGUCAGGCUGUCGGAACUUACAGCAUAG
Dibothriocephalus latus is the source of this 459-nucleotide messenger RNA. The record is from the annotation of a GenBank genome assembly. NCBI's taxonomy places the organism in Eukaryota, Metazoa, Platyhelminthes, Cestoda, Diphyllobothriidea, Diphyllobothriidae.